UCUCCCUGGUGCCAUCGUAGGAGCUCUCUCCUUGUCCCCAGGGUGUCGCUGGGCUGUGUCCCGUGCUCCGUGGAGACCCCGAGUGUCCCGCCUGUGCUGGGAUGGCCGCCAGCCGAGCCCUGAGUGUCCUGUGCCCCCGGGCCGUGUCCCGGCUCCCUCUGGCCGCCUCCACCCGCAGCAAUUCCAACCGCGCCGCCGUGUCCCACCUGCACCGGCAGCACUACGGGCGGCUCUACCCCGUCCUGCUCGUGGGCACCGACGGCUCCACCACCCGCCUGCGCUACCGGGAGCCCAGGAGGAUCCUCAUGCUGCCCCUGGACAGCACCACGCUGCCCGAGGCCGAGCGCAAGGCCCGCCUGCGCCGGCACUUCCCCGGCAAACCCAAGCCCAGGACCGAGGAGACCUUCGAGGGCAUCGACCUGGAGACCUACAAGCAGUUCUGGAAGAAAUGAGCACAGAAUAAAUAAACAAAUAAAUAAACAAAAACCAACCAACC
Molecule: messenger RNA, 496 nt
Organism: Empidonax traillii (willow flycatcher)
Lineage: Eukaryota; Metazoa; Chordata; Aves; Passeriformes; Tyrannidae
Gene: MRPL55
Product: mitochondrial ribosomal protein L55
Exons: 4
Coding region: 102-452 (116 amino acids)
Biological process (GO): translation
Cellular component (GO): mitochondrial large ribosomal subunit
Molecular function (GO): structural constituent of ribosome
Source: RefSeq, a predicted model, not a curated record